Molecule: messenger RNA, 1512 nt
Organism: Dictyostelium discoideum AX4
Lineage: Eukaryota; Evosea; Eumycetozoa; Dictyosteliales; Dictyosteliaceae
Gene: pyd2
Exons: 2
Coding region: 1-1512 (503 amino acids)
Biological process (GO): pyrimidine nucleobase catabolic process
Cellular component (GO): cytoplasm
Molecular function (GO): hydrolase activity; dihydropyrimidinase activity; hydrolase activity, acting on carbon-nitrogen (but not peptide) bonds
Source: RefSeq, a predicted model, not a curated record
AUGCUUAGAGUCGAUCAAACAGGGACAAUAUUAAUAAAAAAUGGUACUGUUGUGAACGACGAUAGAUACUUUAAAUCUGAUGUUUUAGUUGAAAAUGGAAUUAUUAAAGAAAUUUCUAAAAAUAUUGAACCAAAAGAAGGUAUUAAAGUUGUCGAUGCAACUGAUAAAUUAUUAUUACCAGGUGGUAUUGAUACUCAUACACAUUUCCAAUUACCAUUUAUGGGUACAGUUUCAGUUGAUGAUUUUGAUAUUGGUACACAAGCAGCAGUAGCAGGUGGUACAACAUUUAUUAUUGAUUUUGUAAUUCCAACUAGAGGACAAUCAUUAUUGGAAGCUUAUGACCAAUGGAAGAAAUGGGCAGAUGAAAAGGUUAAUUGUGAUUAUUCAUUACAUGUUGCAAUUACAUGGUGGAGUGAACAAGUUUCAAGGGAGAUGGAAAUAUUGGUUAAAGAGAGAGGUGUAAAUAGUUUCAAAUGUUUUAUGGCCUACAAGAAUAGUUUUAUGGUUACAGAUCAAGAGAUGUAUCAUAUUUUCAAGAGAUGUAAAGAGUUGGGUGCCAUCGCACAAGUACAUGCCGAAAAUGGUGAUAUGGUAUUCGAAGGACAAAAGAAAAUGUUAGAAAUGGGUAUUACAGGACCAGAAGGUCACGAAUUAUCAAGACCAGAGGCAUUGGAAGCCGAAGCGACCAAUAGAGCCAUCGUCAUUGCCGAUAGUGUUUGCACACCAGUUUAUAUUGUUCACGUUCAAUCUAUUGGUGCAGCCGAUGUAAUUUGUAAACAUAGAAAAGAGGGUGUUAGAGUAUACGGUGAACCAAUUGCAGCAGGUUUAGGUGUUGACGGAUCCCAUAUGUGGAAUCAUGAUUGGAGACAUGCUGCAGCAUUUGUAAUGGGACCACCAAUUCGUCCAGAUCCAAGAACUAAAGGUGUAUUAAUGGAUUAUUUAGCAAGAGGUGACCUCGAUUGUGUUGGUACUGAUAAUUGUACAUUCUGUGCUGACCAAAAAGCAAUGGGUAAAGAUGAUUUCACCAAAAUUCCAAAUGGUGUAAAUGGUGUUGAAGAUAGAAUGUCAAUCGUUUGGGAGAAUGGUGUCAAUACUGGUAAAUUAACAUGGUGUCAAUUCGUUAGAGCAACCUCUUCAGAAGCUGCUCGUAUUUUCAAUAUUUAUCCAAGAAAAGGUCGUAUCGAUGUUGGUUGUGAUGGUGAUAUCGUCAUUUGGGAUCCAAAUCAAUCAAAAACCAUCUCAAAGGAUACUCAUCAUCAUGCAGUUGAUUUUAACAUUUUCGAAGGUAUCAAAGUAACUGGUAUAGCAGUUACCACAAUCGUAGCUGGUAAUAUCGUUUGGUCUGAUAAUAAAUUAUCAUGUGUCAAAGGUAGUGGUAGAUUUGUACCAAGACCACCAUUUGGUCCAGUAUUUGAUGGUAUUGAACAAAGAGAUAAGGUUAGAAAUGAAUUAUUAAGAAAAGUUGAUAGAAAACCAUACGAAGAUGAUAAUACAAAAAAUUCAUCAAAAUAA